CACAUUAAAUAAAGCCGCAGCAAAGUGUGAGACGAGAGACUUGUAGACCGUAGGUGACCUGUGUAUAUCUACUUACUGCCCAGGAGAAGAAGGACUUCCGACGCCUCUUACAAAUACAGACAUUAACAAGGACUCACUCCAAAACAAACCGCUGAUCAUCAUGGCUCUGGACGGAUGUGGCCUCCUCUGCAAAUACAUUCUCCUCGUUUUCAACCUCAUCUUCGCGGUGGUAGGUUUUGCCUUUUUGGGCCUCGGUUUGUGGCUGAGAUUCAGUGACAACACCAGAGGCAUCUUUGAAAUAGAGACCCUCAACUCGACUGCAUUUGUUACAGGUGUGACGGUACUGAUAGUUAUGGGUGCAGUAAUGCUGAUUGUCGUGGCGUUUGGAGACUAUGGUGCCUGCAACGAGAAACGAUGCUCUCUGCAAGUGUUCACUGUCCUUCUGGCCAUUCUGGCUGUUGCUGAAGUUGCCAUUGGAGUGCUUGCCUAUUCAAGGAGUGAUGAGGUUGGGCUGCACAUUACGGAGUUCUACUCCAGCAUGUAUGCUCUGUAUUUGACUAGUGGAGACCCAGCCAUUGGUAUCACUCUCACAUUCAUCCACAAAAUGCUGCACUGUUGUGGAGUGACAGGAGUCCCUGUCAUAGAGCUGGCUAAAAAGACCUGCCCCAAACCAGAUGGGAUCCUUGAGCACUUGAUCAUGCCUAACUGUCCUGGGAUCAUCGUGGAUGUGUUUAACAGCAAGGCUCCACUGGUGAUGGGUAUCUUCAUUGGAACUGGAGCUCUUUUGUUCAUAGCUUUGAUUUGCAGCACAACCCUCUCAGCAAAGCUUCGUCAGUCUGCCUCAUCUGCUCAGUAUAUCAUCCUGACUCAAUCCACUGCAAACCUGGCUACACCUCUGCCACUUCAACAUCAAUCUGUCAACACUUUGUACCCCCAUCUUGACCAAGAUCCAGUCGUCUUCACCCCUCUCACUGUGGCAAAUAUCCCUGUGGCUCAGGCUUAGUGCCCUUCUUUCACUCUCACCCUCAACCUGUCCUUUUCCACAAUGCCCUGGCUUAUAGAAUACAAAUGUAAGUUUUCAUCCAUUCCCUUCAUUGCUCAACAUGUCACUGCAGGGUGUCUUCAGCUCCAUUUUUAAAGGAAAAUCCAUCUUUAAAGUCCCAAGACACAAUAAAACUCCAUCUAUUGUAUCUCCUUUACUCAGAGACAAUUACCCAAAUGCUGCUGAUGUGCCAAAAGUUUGGAAUGUCAUCAUUUAAAAACAUUAAUGUGGAGGUUUAUUUAUAUUGUUUUCAAAACAGACUAUGGGGGUUUUAUAUAACCACAGAGGUUUGUAUAUAAAAGAGGGAGUCUUUUUUUACCCCUACUGUUAACUCAGUUUUCCUGAGGAGGCUACAAUCAUUUAAAGUAAAUCAACUUGUGAUGAGCUGAUGAGACAGAUUCAAGCACAGAGGGCACACCUUCAUCACCAGCUAACUCCUGGAAUGCUCUUCACAUCACAAAUGAGUGAAUAAUAGUUUACAAGGUUGGAUUCUUCUUUAGGUAUCUACUUGUUCCUCAUUCUCUUUCUGUCUACUUGUUCCUCAUUCUCUUUCUCCUUGUCUGUUGUCUCGUUUUGCACCAGCUUCCUUUUUUCAAUUGCUGUUCACAAAUUGAUAACGGGGGAAGGGAAGUGCAACCUCUCCUUUUCACGCUCUCUCAUUGUGUGGCUGUGAUUUAAUCCUGGAGGUGAUAAGGGUAGCAGCAAGAUGUUCACUGCAGAGCUCUUUGUCCCAUCCCUGCUCUUUACUUCCCCUCCACCCUUUGUGUCUGCAUGACAGAUUAUUGCCCUGGUCUGCUCCAGUAUCCUCCUGCAAAAGUUGAAGAGAACACAGCAGGAAAUCACUGCAUACUACAACAAAGUGUAUUAAGAAGAGGACUCAAAUAUCAACCCUGCUAUCGUCUGCCUCCUCAACAAAGACCACUGCUGGAAUUCUGGCUCAACCAGCAAAUCAAUGUUUACAGAUUUUUCUCUGUAUGUGAACUACUGAUUUUAGUAGUUUUGCAAUUGAACUAGAAAUAUGUUACAAAAUGCAUGUUUAUGUCCUAAAACAUUGCAUUGUUCUAAUAAUGACCCAUUGUGAAUACUUGA
This is a messenger RNA of Scomber japonicus (chub mackerel), 2131 nucleotides long. RefSeq lists its product as uncharacterized. Bases 161 to 1003 code for a protein of 280 amino acids. NCBI's taxonomy places the organism in Eukaryota, Metazoa, Chordata, Actinopteri, Scombriformes, Scombridae. Gene Ontology annotation, cellular component: membrane. The record is from RefSeq and is a predicted model, not a curated record. The transcript is spliced from 9 exons.